ACUCAAGCGCGUCUCAUCGGUUGCUCCCGGACGUGUGGUUCGGUUGCACACUGUGCCCUUGACUUCCUACGAGAGGUGAUAGCCGAUGAGCAGCACCAGUUCGGAGAUCACUGAAUAAAGUGUGAAAGGAAGGGCGCAUUUCUCGCCAUGGGCUUUAUCCCAGAAGAGGGAAAGGUUCUGCCUCCUCCGGGAGUCGUGAACAGGAACUCGCUGUGGCUGGCGGGUGUCGGCUGGUUCUCCGCCGUGCUGGAUAACGCCAUCAGGCACAGGCCGCCGGUGAAAUCAGGUGUUCAUCGGCAGUUCCUGCUGGCAACCAUUGGCUGGUUUAUUGGCUACCAUAUCACCAAAUAUGAAAAUUAUACUUACGCUAGACUCGAUCGAGAAAUGAAUGAGUACAUCAGACUGCACCCGGACAAAUUUGUACCAAAGGAGAAAAAGACCUUUGCUGAGAUUGUUGAACCUUUCUGUCCCAUUCGCUAAGUGUCAGUGGCUGUGAGAGAGGAAACGUGUGCGACUGCCACCUGUGUGGAGCAGCCUUUUUGUGAACGCGUUCUUUCAUUUGUGUGACUUAUAAAUGUGUAAAUAAAAAAACUAAAUUGAACAUUUUA
Molecule: messenger RNA, 608 nt
Organism: Archocentrus centrarchus (flier cichlid)
Lineage: Eukaryota; Metazoa; Chordata; Actinopteri; Cichliformes; Cichlidae
Gene: ndufc2
Product: NADH:ubiquinone oxidoreductase subunit C2
Exons: 3
Coding region: 148-480 (110 amino acids)
Biological process (GO): mitochondrial electron transport, NADH to ubiquinone
Cellular component (GO): respiratory chain complex I; mitochondrial inner membrane
Source: RefSeq, a predicted model, not a curated record